AUGCCUUCCGCAGACAACACUAAGCCUCCGUUCGAAAGAAUCCUCAUCGCCGGCGCCGGCCCCAGCGGCCUCCUCCUCGCCCUCCUCCUCGCCCAACACAACAUCCCCACCACCGUCCUCGAAGCCUGGCCCCAACUCGACACCCGCCUCCGCGCCUCUCAAUAUGGCGUCCCCGCGACCCGAAUAUUCCGCCGCGCAGGCCUGCUCCCUGACUUCCGCGCCGCCUCGAUCCCGAAGUUCCCGGCGAUCUGUUGGCGACGCGUCGCGGAUGGGGAGAAGCUUGUGGAGAUCGAUAUGGGGGUUGUAGAGGACGAGGAGGAUCGGAUGGUGGUGUUGCAGCUUGGAAUUAUUGUUCAGAUUAUGUAUCGGCAUUGUACGGAGAGGUUUCCAGGGUUGAUUGAUAUCAGAUUUAAUCACAAGGUGCUUGGGGCUGGGGAGGAGGCAGGGACAGGAAAGGCGUGGUUGGAUGUGGAGAUUGGAGGGGAGGAGGAGGAAAAGAGGGUGGAGAGGAUGGAGGCCGAUUAUGUGGUUGGCUGCGAUGGGUCAGGGAGUGCGGUGAGGAGGAGUUUGUUCGGCAGGGAAUGGCCGGGGCAGACAUUCGAUUGUCGGUUCAUUGUGCAGAAUGUGUUUUACGAGGGGUUUGAAAAGCAUGGUUGGGAUGGAGGUAACUACUUAGUGGACAAUCAACAUUGGGGGUUGGUUGCGAGAAGAGGGCAUGGAGGGUUAUGGCGCGUCACGUACGGAGAUCCGGCGGUUGGACUGACGGACGAAGAGUAUCUUGCCCGGCGGCCGUGGCAUUUCAAGAAUAUCCUGCCUGGUGCCCCGGAGCCGGACGAGUAUAAGGUCGAGCAGACGAACAUGUAUAACAUCCACAACCGCUGUGUGCCGUCGUUCAAAGUUGGACGGAUACUGUUGGCGGCUGAUGCGGCUCAUGUUUGCAAUCCGUGA
This is a messenger RNA of Saxophila tyrrhenica, 948 nucleotides long. RefSeq lists its product as uncharacterized. The record is from RefSeq and is a predicted model, not a curated record. The transcript is spliced from 2 exons. NCBI's taxonomy places the organism in Eukaryota, Fungi, Ascomycota, Dothideomycetes, Mycosphaerellales, Extremaceae. Gene Ontology annotation, molecular function: oxidoreductase activity; FAD binding. The coding region runs from base 1 to 948 and encodes 315 amino acids.